This is a messenger RNA of Aspergillus japonicus CBS 114.51, 562 nucleotides long. RefSeq lists its product as uncharacterized. NCBI's taxonomy places the organism in Eukaryota, Fungi, Ascomycota, Eurotiomycetes, Eurotiales, Aspergillaceae. The record is from RefSeq and is a predicted model, not a curated record. The coding region runs from base 1 to 477 and encodes 158 amino acids. The transcript is spliced from 3 exons.
AUGGUUAAGCGCAAAUCUGUCCCUCCCCAGAGUGCUAAUGCCUCGAAGAAGAAACGCACUUCCGGGCGCCCCAAAGCCGCUACGCCCGCGCGAGUCUCUUGGGACGACGAAAAGCGACUGGCCCUGCUCCUGGAGAUGGCCUUUCUAGAGGAUAUCCACCUCUCAGAAGCAAAAUGGCACGUCAUCGCGAACAAACUCGGUACAACUUGGAAUGCCGCUCGGCUGCAGUACGGUGCGCUGAUGGGAAAGCGCUUUCCAUGUUGGAAACGUGGUUCCAAGCUAUCGACCAACUCGACCAGGACUGAUGGGUCUGUGGACGUUGGCGUUCAGGCCGGAGAAGUCGCCUCAGCCGGCGGCUCUGCAGCUGUAUCUGCCGACGUCGAGACACCUAUGCUUGAUGACGAUGACGAUGAUGAGUGGGAGGAUUGCCCGCCUGCAGACGACGAUCUCGAGCCCGGAAAAUCUGCCGACACUUAAGUCGGUCGCGUUGGUUGGGGUUUCGUAGCAUGCAUGUUACUCAGUCGAUUGCUGCCAUUCUCUAGUCUUAUUGGAACUACUUUCU